Messenger RNA from Fibroporia radiculosa, 4863 nucleotides. RefSeq lists its product as uncharacterized. Gene Ontology annotation, molecular function: G-protein beta/gamma-subunit complex binding; GTPase activity; RNA-directed RNA polymerase activity. The transcript is spliced from 25 exons. Gene Ontology annotation, biological process: siRNA processing; G protein-coupled receptor signaling pathway. The record is from RefSeq and is a predicted model, not a curated record. The coding region runs from base 1 to 4863 and encodes 1620 amino acids. NCBI's taxonomy places the organism in Eukaryota, Fungi, Basidiomycota, Agaricomycetes, Polyporales, Fibroporiaceae. Gene Ontology annotation, cellular component: nuclear RNA-directed RNA polymerase complex.
AUGCCGAGUGUUCUACAUCCAGCUAUCGACCCCUUGGACAUCGCGUUAGCUGUCCCUGCGAAUGAGUCUCCACUCGAGAGGCAGGCCAGGCUGUCGGCCGAGUCAGAGGCGAAAAGGAUUUCGGACAUGAUCGAUGAGGAGCUGCAGCGUCAGGAAAGAGCGGAGAAGAAAGGGCCAAGAUCAGUGAAGAUACUGCUACUCGGUCAAAGUGAAUCAGGCAAAUCCACUACAUUGAAAAAUUUUCAGUUAAUGAAUUCGCCCAAAGCGUUCCGAGCCGAACGAGCCUCGUGGCGGGCAGUCAUUCACCUCAAUAUUGUACGCUCCAUUCGCAUGAUCCUCGACGUCAUGGCGGAAGCACAAGCCACUCAAACAGCGGCUGGGUAUGGUCCUCCAUCUUCUAUGUUGCGUCCCUCAAGCAGUCGUGAUAACCCCAGCCGGCCAAGCGACCCCGACCAGCCCCUCUUGACGGCCGAACACUUGAAGCUAAAGAUGCGCCUAUCGCCGCUCCUCCAGGUAGAACAGACCCUGGUGCGCAAACUCACCCCGCCAGGCUCUGCAGAAUUCGAAGCCACGCACCUGGCGAGCGUCACGAGUGGAUAUGUCGAGCGUGCCCGAUCGAAGGAGGUUGCGGUGAAUUCGCAAUUUGCGUGGAAAAACAUGUUCUCCCGAUUUUUGCCAGAGUCGCGCGAGAGCUUUGACAGCAGUAGAGAUGGGAUCGACUGGGAUGAUCCCGAUGACCCCGGACGAAUUAUAUAUGCAUGCGGGGAGGACAUGAUCCGGUUGUGGAACGAUGAUACUAUUCGGAAGCUUCUGAAAAUGCAUAAUCUGCGACUUGAGGAUCGGUCAGGAUUUUUUCUGGACUCACUAGAACGCAUCACAGCGCCACAUUAUGUGCCAGCCGAUGAUGAUAUCCUUCGUGCUCGAUUGAAGACACUUGGAAUCACAGAAUAUCGAUUUACUAUCAAAGACGGCUCAUUGGGUGGAUCAACACGUGAAUGGAAGAUCUUCGACGUCGGCGGUCACAGAUCUCUAGAAGAUUCUGUCUUACUCUGGAAGUCUAUCGUUUCCAAUCCCUUACUCUCGAAGACCAGCCUUGUGUUGUUAUUGAAUAAGAUCGAUAUCUUCAAGACGAAGUUGGAAGCGGGGAUACGGCUCGCCAAGUAUAUCGUCUCAUAUGGGAAUAGACCAAAUGACUACGAGACUACAUCAACAUACCUACGGCGGAAGUUUGCGCAGAUACACCAGGAUCGAUCGCCUGAGCCCCGCCCGUUCUAUUGUCAUUUCACCAAUGUUAUUGACACCAAAUCUACCCGCUUAAUACUCGCGGAUGUGCAAGAUACUUCCACCCGAUACUCGGACAAAUUGGAAGAUUUGGACGAUGUUAUGCGAACAGUCUCAGUAGACAAUACCGUACAAAGCAAUGCACAAUCCAUCACGCAGAUCGGAACGCCAUCAUCUGGGAAUAUACCCGUACAGAUGUUGGGAAAACGGAAAUCGUUGACAAGGGAGGCGACAUUGAUUACAGACGCCGUUGGGCCGACGAAGCUGCGCAGAACAUCGAAUACAAACUCUCAGCGGACAAAUCGAUCAACUGGGCUGUCGGAUACAGUGGUGUUAUCCACAGAAGCAUCUCCUCAUCGAUCACAUUAUGUUCCUGCCGCCCUGGUGGGGAGCUCUGCCCCCACUCCAGCAGCUACAUCAGAGUUUCAGCCUGUGAUAAUCGCCUACUCACAUGCGCUCCGUGGAUAUGUGGACCCGCUCGUGUGGGGUGCGCAGUGGGAGAUCUCUAGAUUCGUAAGUGCGGGGGUAGGCUACGACAAAUUCCCGAUUCACAAUCUGGUCGAGCUGCGCGACCUGAGGACGAAUGCCAAGUCAGCACCCGAAGUGGCAAGAAUGGUUGCCACUGAAUGUGGUCUAAAGUCGGCAAGUGCAAAAGAGCUCCGUGAUAGCCCGUUCGCAUCGGUGUUUGCAAAGGAGAAUAGUGUUAAACACCCAUGGGAUGAGCUAGACAAGGAAGCUAAAAUCCUCUCUCAAGCAGUACACGGUGGCCUCGGUUGUAAUGAAUCUGAGCUGUUUCUCCUUGAUGAUCCAUGGUAUGGGGGACGGGUCCAUUUUACAGGAAAAUUGGUCUUCGUAGCUGACACUGCAGGAAAUUCGAGUUAUCAAGUACGCCUAGAUCGCCCGGUCCUUGGACCGUCAUGUGAAUUUUCUCGCCGAUUUGGGUCAUAUCAAUUCAUUCGUAUCCGCAUACCCAAAGACAUACUCAACCAAUCGGACAAGAAAGGCUGGGGCGGUGGUAACUUGUUGGAGUAUUUUCGCCGGCCGUUUGUAGUGAGCAGUCGGGUAUUCAGGGCGUUUUAUUCCAAGGAGCACAACGUAUUCCUCGUCCAAACUAACGAGUGCUGGGACGGGACAAGAAUUGUUGAGGCAAAGCCAACUUCAAGACCACCACACGAUCAAACACUUUCCUUUCUCGAGUUUCUGAAGUUUCACAAUAACAUGGAGCUCAAUCGACACCAAACAAUGGUCAAAUGGGCCGCGCGCUUCGCUCUCGGACUCUCGAAUUCUGUGCCUGGAGCACGAGUACGACCAUCUGAGAUUGCUUUUGAGGACGAUAUCAUUUGUGCCGCAUGGGACGGCAAUGGAAAAGCGCCAAAUGAACAGAUCAUGACCGACGGCUGUGGUCUAAUAAGCACGGAUAUUCUACAACUCAUCGCUGAUCGGCUAGGCUUAUCCUCUGUCCCGACCGCGAUUCAAAUGCGCGUGUGUGGCAGUAAGGGCAUCCUCCUCGCGCACCCGCAUCCACAGCGGCCGAGCUUGGCCUCAUCUCCGCGCGUAUGGCUGCGACCAUCUCAGGUCAAAAUUAAACACUCUACGACAAAUCAGUUGCCCGCGAACCUGGACCCCGCGUUAUGUACGAUCGAUGUACUACGUCCUUCCCGAUUGACUAGCCCAGUCCGGCUCUCGACCGAGACUAUUAUUAAUCUGGCCGAGAACGGGGUGCCCACGGAUGUGUUUAUCAACCUCAUGAAGGCGACCUUGAAAGCGAAAGUACACAGCUUGACUAAUUGGGAGGGUAGCUUGGGCCUAUUCAAGUUAUGGAUGAAUGUUGCGCGUGCAGGAAAUGUUUUCAUGGCGCGACUAGCACGAGAAGCUGCAGGAGCUGCUCGUGCAAAAGGUUUUGUUUUCGAAGAUUUUGUCGGGGAAGAGACUAAUGACGAAGACGGGCUGAACCAUCUCGAUGAAGCGAUUGAAGACCAUUCGACUGCAUGGUGGGAUGACCCCAUUAGUGGUUGCCCAUCCUCACUUGAAGAGACCGUUAUGGUACUCUUAGAUGCUGGGUUCAAUCCAAAGACCUGCCCUGUGCUCGCCGCAAAGCUCAAAGAAGUUGUGAAGCGCGUCAUUACUACGAUGGUCAGGAAGUAUCAAAUUGAGGUAUCGCAGUCAUUGUCUGCGGUCAUUGUUCCUGAUCCCUGCAAUGUUCUAAGGCCAGGUGAGAUUCAUGUCAAGAGUAGCCAAAGAAACCUUGUGGACCAAGAUGGCAAGCGGACAGACAUUAUUCUAGGGGACGUGCUGGUCACAAGACAUCCGUGCAAAGUACCCACUGAUGUUCAAAAAGUUCAGGCGGUAUACCACGAAAAGCUCCGGAAUUAUGUGGAUGUCAUCGUUGUCUCCACAAAGGACCACAUCUAUGGUAAUAAGUUAUUAAAUAGACACCUCGCAAGUUGUACUGGCGGCGGUGACUACGAUGGCGACAUGAUGGAAGUCUUUUGGAAGCGCGAACUUGUCUCCGCGUUCGUCAAUGCUGACCCCAAGUUUCUUCAAGAACCACCUGGCGUCCAGUUCUGUUUGUCGAAGAACACAGAAACGGUUGCACAAUACCUAGCACAUACUCCUCUGAAUGGACCGAAAGAAAAAAUCAUAUGUGAAUUGCAAGCAUACCUUCUUGGGAGUCUCCAGGAUAGUGCGAUGGUCGGGAUAUACUCAACCUGGUGGGAAAACUCGAUAUAUGCAUCAGGAUAUUGUCAUCCGACAACAAUAUUCUUGGCGUACAUGUUCUGCGCCAUUCUUGACGGAUCCAAGACCGGUGUCAGAGUGCUACCUGGCGCAUAUGAAAAGCAUAAGCGUACUUAUGCCCACCGUCCACCCGUCUGGAAGGAAACCGAGGAGGAACGCGAGCGUCAUAUAAGAGCAGAGACGAACGAACCCAACCUUCGGCGAGAGACUGAGCGUCUCGGGGUGUUCAUCAUGGACGAGAUCUUUGAACAGGCUCAAGUUGAAUGCCGCGGACAUCUCGCUCACGUCGACGAGGUCCUGAACCCCACCGUUGUCUUGCUAGACGCAGAUCUGGUGGCACCCUUCGAGGAGAUGGAGAUUCGUGCGCAGAAGCUACUGAAGCUACGUGGUGACAAUGGCAUGCUGCAGGAGCUUCAAGAAAUCCAAAAACAUGUAGAGAAGGUGUAUUCUAACUGGAGAAGGUCGCGACAUGUGGACGAGGGUCGCAGCGGGUCGGGCGGGAGCGGGGUCAGUGGAGGGAAGAGUAAAGUCGGAUUCACCGGUCUUCCCAUCGAGAAACGCCAGGACAGACUCCGCGAACUGUCACAACAAUUUCAUGGCGGGCCUUCCCCUUCGUCUGAGCUGCUCUAUUUCGAUGAAGUGUCGCUGCGGCGCGUACGCGCAUCGUAUGCUUACAUUUUCGACCAUCGCAGCUCGCCGUACAAAUGGUCGCGCUUUCCAUGGGACGUCAGCAUGCGCACACUAUGCGAGAUCAAGGCUAACGCACUAGGGCCAAGCAAGACGCUGACCGAAGAUUUUUAUGCAAGGAUGUCGAUUAAUAAGGCAUUCCUUCGCGAGGCACAGUGA